Messenger RNA from Venturia canescens, 741 nucleotides. Its product is annotated as trypsin-like. Gene Ontology annotation, biological process: proteolysis. The coding region runs from base 1 to 741 and encodes 246 amino acids. The transcript has a single exon. Gene Ontology annotation, molecular function: serine-type endopeptidase activity. The record is from RefSeq and is a predicted model, not a curated record. Lineage: Eukaryota; Metazoa; Arthropoda; Insecta; Hymenoptera; Ichneumonidae.
AUGAAACUACUGCCAGAAUACGUAGAGAUACUCGAGAAGCUGCCCUAUCAAGUACGCAUAGGCUUCUAUAACACAGAAAACACGUUUAUUCAUCAAUGUGGUGGAAGUAUUAUUUCUGAGAGAUGGGUUCUAACGACGGCGCAAUGUUCUAAUGUCAAGGUUGUACAAGCAGGUAGUCAUAUCGAGUACGAGAAGGGUAAUUAUUCGGACCACCGAGUUAACGAUACUAUUCCUCAUCCGCUCUUCAGCAACGACGAAUGGAGCGAGUUCGAUAAUGACAUCAUGUUGAUACGCGUCAAAGAUCCAUUCUGCACAAGUAGUACUGUAAAAUACGUGCCUUUGUACACCCUACACGAGGUUCCAUCUCGAGAUACUGCCAUAGUUGGUCGUUGGGGAUCUAGAGAUUCGGUCACCUCUCGGUGUGAAUAUGCCAAGAUACUCGAUCCUAUGAAUGUCUCCAUAGUUGCAACGGAACAAUGUGAUACAUUAUUAGAAAAUCAAGAGAUUUCGAAUAGCGAACAAAUCUGCGUUCAUUUCCCCGAGGAUUGCGAGGAUUUCUGUCCUGGUGAUUCAGGUGCACCCCUCAUUGUGUACUCAGAAAUAGGUCACAAACAACACGCACUUGCUGGUAUUUUAUCUCGUCCUAUUUACACGGAUCUUGAUGAAUCUAUGGAUUAUAUAAUGUUGUACACGCCAGUAGCGAAAUACCGCGAGUGGAUCACUACUGUAAGCGGUGUGUGA